AGCAUAGAGGCCAUGUGCGAUGCUAAGCACUUUCCAAAGACCAAUAGAAAAGAAUGGGUCGUUCCAUUCUUUACCUUCACCUUCUUGUUUCAUCCUUUCUUAUUUUCACUUUGUUGCUGAAUGCUGUCCAUGCCAGUAAAAAGUGCUACAUUGUAUACUUGGGAGCUCAUUCUCAUGGUCCAACCCCUUCAUCUGUUGACCUAGAAACUGCCACACAUUCUCAUUAUGAUUUUCUGGGUUCAAUCUUGGGAAGCCAUGAAAAGGCCAAAGAAGCAAUUAUUUAUUCAUAUAAUAAACACAUCAAUGGCUUUGCCGCUGAACUUGAAGAGGAAGAAGCUGCAGAUAUUGCAAAAAACCCAAACGUAAUAUCUGUGUUCUUGAGCAAAGUGCAUAAACUGCACACUACUCGUUCAUGGGAGUUUCUUGGACUGCAAAGAAAUGGCAGGAACACAGCUUGGCAAAGGGGAAGAUUUGGGGAAAAUACAAUCAUCGGUAACAUUGAUACAGGUGUUUGGCCCGAAUCCAAGAGUUUUGCCGACAACGGAAUAGGUCCUGUCCCGGCAAAAUGGCGUGGGGGCAAUGUCUGUCAAAUUAACAAACUCCGGGGUUCAAAUAAAGUUCCAUGUAACAGGAAGCUAAUUGGAGCAAGGUUCUUCAACAAAGCUUAUGAAGCAUUUAACGGUCAACUUCCCGCUUCACAACAAACAGCACGUGACUUUGUAGGGCAUGGUACUCAUACUCUAUCAACUGCUGGGGGCAAUUUUGUCCCAGAAGCGAGUGUAUUUGGCGUUGGCAAUGGCACUGCAAAGGGUGGAUCCCCAAGAGCUCGAGUUGCAGCCUACAAAGCGUGUUGGUCUCUAACCGAUGCAGCAAGUUGUUUUGGGGCGGAUGUGUUAGCCGCUAUUGAUCAAGCCAUAGAUGAUGGUGUUGAUGUUAUUUCGGUUUCUGUUGGAGGCAGAACUAGUCCUAGGGCUGAAGAAAUAUUCACUGAUGAGGUUUCCAUUGGGGCAUUCCACGCACUUGUCAAAAAUAUUCUUGUGGUUGCCUCUGCAGGGAACCUUGGACCAACGCCUGGAACUGUUAUCAAUGUGGCUCCGUGGUUAUUCACAAUUGCAGCUAGCACACUAGACAGGGACUUCAGCAGUACCUUAACUUUUGGAAACAAUCAGCAAAUUACGGGAGCGAGUCUUUUCGUAAACAUACCACCCAACCAGUCGUUUUCUUUAAUCCUUGCUACAGAUGCUAAAUUUGCCAAUGUGUCAAACCGAGACGCUCAAUUUUGUAGGGCUGGGACACUUGACCCUAGAAAAGUAAGCGGCAAAAUAGUGCAAUGCAUUCGAGAUGGAAAAAUAAAAUCAGUUGCUGAGGGUCAGGAAGCUCUAUCUGCAGGCGCCAAGGGAGUGAUUUUGGGCAAUCAAGAGCAAAAUGGGGACACACUUCUUGCCGAGCCUCAUGUUUUGUCCACUGUCAACUAUCAUCAACAACAUCAAAAAACAACGCCCUCUAGUUUUGACAUAACUGCCACGGAUGAUCCAAUAAACUCAAAUACGACACUAAGGAUGUCUCCAGCGAGAACGUUGCUUGGAAGAAAGCCAGCUCCAGUUAUGGCUUCAUUCUCAUCCAGAGGACCCAAUCCAAUUCAGCCAUCAAUACUCAAGCCUGAUGUUACCGCCCCUGGUGUGAACAUACUUGCUGCAUAUUCACUAUUUGCAAGUGCAUCGAACUUGCUAACAGACACUCGUCGUGGGUUCAAAUUCAACGUGUUGCAAGGGACUUCUAUGUCUUGCCCUCAUGUUGCUGGCAUUGCUGGACUUAUCAAAACAUUUCAUCCUGAUUGGAGUCCCGCAGCUAUUAAAUCAGCAAUCAUGACCACUGCAAGCACGAGAGAUAACACCAACAAACCGAUAGGGGAUGCGUUUGAUAAAACAUUGGCAAACCCAUUUGCUUAUGGCUCAGGACAUGUACAACCUAACUCUGCAAUAGAUCCUGGACUUAUUUAUGAUCUAAGCAUUGUUGAUUACUUGAACUUCCUAUGUGCUUCCGGAUACGACCAACAACUCAUUUCGGCACUCAAUUUCAACAGCACAUUCACUUGUUCAGGAUCUCACAGCAUAACAGACUUGAACUACCCUUCAAUCACAUUGCCAAAUCUUGGGUUAAAUGCCAUAACUGUUACUCGCACAGUCACCAAUGUUGGGCCAGCAAGUACAUAUUUUGCAAAAGCCCAAUUACGUGGAUAUAACAUCGUUGUUGUACCCAGUUCCUUGAGUUUCAAGAAAAUAGGUGAAAAGAGGACAUUCAGGGUUAUUGUACAGGCUACAAGUGUAACUAAGCGAGGAAAUUAUAGUUUUGGGGAAUUGCUAUGGACAAAUGGAAAGCACUUAGUCAGAAGUCCUAUCACGGUUCGGCGCAAAUGAAAACUUUCCUUGGAGUUAGUUGUGUUCAGGAUAUCACACCAAUGCAGAUAUGCAUGGUUCACUACUGCAAUCUCAUUUUAUCACUUGCCUGUGACCCUUUGUUAUUUCAUCUUUUUUGGUUUCUGGUUGUUUGCUUAUUAUAGUAAUUUUUGUUGUAAUAUGAUUGAUGCAUGGGGCCAAACACUGAAAGUCAGGUCAUUUUAUUCUUCAAAUUGCAAUGCAACUGAACAACAUGCUUGAAACAUUAUGAGGUGAUGGAUGAUGACAGUUUGGAGCUUUACUACUCCCCACUCUCCAGGACGAUGAUCGUGAGCCUCACUACUCAUUGCUGAUGAGAUAUUCUUGAUGAGGAUCGGAGGAGUAUUUUGGUUAUGACAAGCAUGCGCAAAAGCCUGAGUUGUGAUAGUCUGACGAAUAGUAUAGGCAUAAGACGAAAUUCUUUGCCAAUCACCCUCCAUUAUUGGUUCUGAAAAAAAUAGCGUGAUAUCUUUAAUUUAAUCUUCUCAUACA
Glycine soja is the source of this 2927-nucleotide messenger RNA. RefSeq names its product subtilisin-like protease Glyma18g48580. The coding region runs from base 54 to 2417 and encodes 787 amino acids. Gene Ontology annotation, biological process: proteolysis. The transcript has 11 exons. NCBI's taxonomy places the organism in Eukaryota, Viridiplantae, Streptophyta, Magnoliopsida, Fabales, Fabaceae. Gene Ontology annotation, molecular function: serine-type endopeptidase activity. The record is from RefSeq and is a predicted model, not a curated record.